UUGGAUGCUUCGGAUGACUUGGAUGAUGAUGAUGAUGCUGAUGAUCAUGAUCACAAUGAAGAGGAUCCGGAGGAUGGUGAGUUUAAUGAUCAUGAUGAUGAUGAUGAUUCAGGAGAUGAUGGGCAAGAUGAUGACGCUGAUGAUGAUGUGGAUGUUGACGAACAUUGGGAUAAUGUUGACGUCAAUGACGGUUUUGAUGAUGAUGAUGUUUUGCAAGAUUCUGAUGCAGAUCAUGAUACUUCGGGUUAUGAUGAUGAUGAUAGUUAA
Molecule: messenger RNA, 267 nt
Organism: Echinostoma caproni
Lineage: Eukaryota; Metazoa; Platyhelminthes; Trematoda; Plagiorchiida; Echinostomatidae
Source: the annotation of a GenBank genome assembly